AGGUGUUUCGAAUUACAUAUACAAUCAAUUAAUUCCCUUGUGUCAGUAUGGCGCAAACAAUAACCAAUUCGGGUCAUGAUGAUAUGAUUCACGAUGCAGCUUUAGAUUAUUAUGGUCGCAGGCUGGCAACAUGUUCGUCGGAUCGUACAGUAAAGAUCUUUGAAAUCGAAGGGGAAACACAUCGUCUUACAGAAACACUGAAGGGCCACGAAGGGGCCAUCUGGUCCAUCUCCUGGGCUCACCCCAAAUACGGCAAUAUCCUCGCCUCCGCAGGCUACGACGGCAAAGUUCUCAUCUACCGCGAAACCUCAUCGGUAUGGACCAAGAUCUACGAUUUCGCUCUGCACACUGCAUCCGUCAACUCUCUGUCCUGGUGUCCUCAUGAAUCCGGAUGUCUCCUUGCUUGCGCAUCCUCGGAUGGAAAUGUUUCGGUUCUAGAAUUCAAGGAUAAUUCCAUGGAUCAUAAGAUUUUCCAUGCGCAUGGUAUUGGUGUGAAUAGUGUUUCUUGGGCGCCAUCUUCGCAGCCGGGUAGCUUGGUCAGUGCGAAUGCGGGAGGAAAGGAAGGUGGUGUGAGGAGAUUUGUUACCGGAGGAAGUGAUAAUCUUUUAAGGGUUUGGGGUUGGGAUCAAGCUAGUCUGAGCUAUAAGGUGGAAGGGGCUCCAUUACAGGGACAUGGCGAUUGGGUUAGGGAUGUUGCGUGGAGUCCUACUGUUUUACAAAAGAGUUACAUAGCAUCCGCUUCCCAAGACAAAACCGUGCGCAUCUGGACCUCAUCCGCAGCUUCUAGCCCAGGUCAAUGGGAAUCCAAAGUUCUCCAAUUCGAACGCGAAGUCUGGCGCGUAUCGUGGAGUUUAAGCGGAAACGUAUUGGCAGUCAGUGGAGGUGAUAAUAAGGUUUCUUUAUGGAAGGAAAAUUUGAGGGGCGAGUGGGAAUGUGUCAAGGAGAUUGAGGAAUAGAUUUAAGUUAAGAGGCGCGCACAGAGGCGGGAAGAAAGGGGCGGAAAGAAGAGGAAAGGAGUUGAGAAGUUGAUCAAGCUUUCGUACGAGUAGAUGAGGCGUUUUGGGACAGAUACCGUAGGCAGGUAAACAUAAAGACAAAAGAUAAACUUCAAAUAAAAUGAGUUACAAAGUAGAGAGGCGAGACAAGUUUUUAAGUUGUAAGUUUGCCCAAAAAAAA
Molecule: messenger RNA, 1176 nt
Organism: Botrytis sinoallii
Lineage: Eukaryota; Fungi; Ascomycota; Leotiomycetes; Helotiales; Sclerotiniaceae
Exons: 4
Coding region: 48-956 (302 amino acids)
Biological process (GO): protein import into nucleus; COPII-coated vesicle budding; positive regulation of TOR signaling
Cellular component (GO): COPII vesicle coat; nuclear pore outer ring
Molecular function (GO): structural molecule activity; protein binding
Source: RefSeq, a predicted model, not a curated record